GGGCAAUCGUCCAAUGAAUGUAAGCACAGAACACAUCCAUCUUUUUCGAGAGGUCGCGGCAGAACUACUUCCGGAUCCUAGAGAGCGUUUAUUCCGUGACCAGUGGAAACGGUAGCCAUGGCAACGUGUUCUUCACCCUUUCCCAUCUAUGUCUGGGGUUACGUUGGGAGUGAUUCCAGCACGACUUUCGCGGCCAGCGUUCUCGUGUGGCGGCGCUUCUCGGAAAGGAGAAACACACGAGAGAGGUUGAAAAUCCCCUAGAACCCGUCCAGAUGGAGGUGAGAAAAAUGAGUUUCUUCACUUUUUUCCCUCGCAUUUCACAGCUCACCUUUUCCUCCAAUUCUGAAUAAUCCUAACUUAAACUGGAUUGUUUUUCAACUCUGAUCUGUCCCUUGGUUGGCAUCUCUCACCUUCCAAUACUGAUAAGAAACAGUUUUCAAGGAAGAUUUCCACCUGUUCAUAACAAACAUAAUUGGGAGGAAGAUUAGAAGCAGUGGGGGUUGGUGGCUGUGCCAGGAUGAAAAUUGUGAUAUUUUAUGCAUAGUGUUGUCCCCAAGCAAAGAGAAAUGAGCCAGAAGACAAAUGAGAAUGUACAAAGGUAUACCCAAUUCCUUCAAAAGCCCCAGAAACCCAUUCAGCCUUACAUCUGCUCGACUCUGAAUGAUUUUCAAGAAGAGAGAGACUUUUUGGCAAACAACAUCUUCCCUCAGCUUAAUGAACUCUGCAAUUCCCGGGGCACAUAUUUCAAAGCCGUGGACCUGAGUUGGUCAGAAUUAAAGGCCCCAAAAUCCUUACCCACCCAUCUGUUUAGACAGUAUUCUUGUCUUCGCUCCCAACAUCUGAAGCUCUGCCUUGACUAUGUGAACAGCUGCUUUCCCUUUUUCAUCUGCAUGCUGGGUCAGACGUAUGGAGACUUCCUCCCCGACUACUCACGUUUCAUGACCUCCAAAGUGACUCGCUUGUCAAGCUUAUCCAAAGUAGAACAGAAUCUCUAUGUUGCUGCAAAAAACGGUUAUCCUUGGGUUCUGGAGAACCCCAACUGCAGUCUGACGGAGUUUGAGAUAAUCCAAGCAGCAUUUCUGAAUGAAUCUCAAUUUCAGUAUUUUUACUUUAGGACUGGAACCACACUGCUGAAGGCUUUAGAUCAUGAGGAAAAGGGAGAGAGGCUGCCCUCGAGUUCUUCAACGAACGAAGAGGAAAAAUUGAGGAUUGGAAAGCUUAAGGCCAAGAUUAUUAGUAAAGGGCUCCCUGUGAGAUUUUAUAGUGAUCUCCACGAGUUGGGUGAGCUGGUUUUCAAGGACUGGUCAGUCGUGAUAGAAAAACUUCAUCCAGCCACUUUAAUGAUUGAAAAUAUAGACUACAAGCACAGCUUUGAACGUUUCUAUCACGAAGAGUUUACUGAGAAGUGCAAGCAAAUGUUUGUUAUUUCCAAGGAGUCAGACAGGACCUUUGAAAUCCUGGAAAAAUUUGCCUUAAAGGAUGUGGAACUUGAUUUUAACAAUGUGGCAGCAGGUUCCAGUUUCGAUUCUGUCCCUAGAUUUUUCAGAAUAAAUCCUAUUCCAACUUACAAGUCUAUUUUGCUCUUGUCUGGAGAACAUGGUUGUGGGAAGUCCACUCUGAUUGCCAACUGGGUUAAUGACUUCAAAAAGAAACAUCCGAGCAUGUUGUUGAUUCCUCAUUUUGUGGGCAGCACCUGUGAAAGCAGCGACAUCAUGUCUGUGAUCCAUUACUUCAUCACAGAAUUACAGUACAGAAACUACGGUACUCAGCUCGAAACAGAUAUUCUUAAUGAAGACUCAGAUGCCUUGGUCUUUUCACUUCUUGUGGAAGUAUUUAUUGCUUCCAUCAGUUUAAAGCCAUGCAUACUUGUACUAGAUGGAAUUGAAGAACUGAUUGGCAUUUAUGGGAUUUCAGGUCAGAAGGUGAAAGAUUUCUCCUGGCUGCCACACUCACUCUCCCCUCAUUGCAAAUUUAUCAUGAGCACCGUCUCUUCCAGCCUGUCCUACAAGUCAUUGUGUGCCCGCCCGGAUGUGAGGACAGUGGAACUCAUUAGCACAGGAGAUGAACAAACAAAAUUAAACAUCUUUAGAAAGCAUCUCUCCAUUCCCAACAUGGACCCCUUCCAACAGAGCAGACAGUCUUUGAGGAAAAAACCAAAUCUGAGUCCUUUAAAACUCGCAAUCCUAGCCAAUGAAUUGAAAGAAUGUAGAAUCUACCGCAAUGAGUUUCAGUGUAUGAAGGAGUACUUGGAGGCCGUCUCUGUUCAGGAGCUCUGGGAAUUGGUUCUCAAACGCUGGAUUGAAGACUACAGUUGGACUUUUCAACCAAAAAGGUCAAUUUCAGACACUGUGGCUUCAGGAGAAGGGCUGGAUGGCUGGGUGGCCGACGCUCUGUGCUUACUGUGCCUGUCGCAUGGUGGCUUGGCUGAGGAUGAGCUACUCCAGCUUUUGGACAUGUUGGGCUACAGGAAUCAUUGCAAAGUGGCCACCUUGCACUGGGCUGCCUUCCGCAACGCCACCAAACAGUGGGUCCAGGAGAAACCCAAUGGCCUUCUGUAUUUCUGGCACCAGUCCCUGCGAAGUGCAGUGGAGCACAAGCUUCUUGGUGUAAUCGCUCCCGUCAGAGAAAGCAGUCCAUGUUCAUUUCAGAGCCCAAUGAAUCGCAAGAAAACAUAUUUUCACCAAGUGUUGAUCAGAUACUUCCAGCGGCAAACCUCUUUCUGGAGAGUGUAUCAAGAAUUGCCAUGGCAUAUGAAAAUGAGUGGAUGCUUGCAGGGGUUGUGCGGCUUUCUCUCAAGCCCUAGUAUCACAGACUUUAUAUCAAAAAUCCAAAGCCCGGGCUUCUGGACAAGGCUGCACCUCAUUCACUUCUGGAAUGUAUUAUUGGAGGCUGGCUAUGACGUCUCUGAGGCCUACUUACUCUCAGUGGCCAAGAUUAAAGCAGAUCAGUGCCAUACAAUGAGGAAGAGCUGUAUACUCUCAGUGCUGCAAUGCAGGCUUAUCAAACUUACUGUCCGUGACAAAUGUCGAUUAAUGUUCUUUAUUGGGAGUUUUUUGAAGUUUAUGGGCAAGACCAAUGAAGCAGAAGAGUUGUUGUUGAGUGUUGAGGACAUGUUAGUACAGAGCCAGUCCAUGACAGACAUGCUUCUCAAAGUACAGAAUGCUAUUGGAGAACUGUAUCUUGAAACUGGAAUGACUCAGGAAGGGUUCCAGUAUUUCCAGAAAGCAUGGUCAAGCAUGCUGCGUCUUUCACUCAGUGACUUAGAAGACAGCCAGGACUUGGUGAAGCAGAAAGUCAGAGUUUUGAACAACCUGGCAAAGUCAGCAUCUGAAGAAUACUUGAAAGAAAACCACAUUUUGGAAUAUGCAACUGAAAUUUCCAACUUACUGGAUAACAAUCCCCGUAAUCAAGCUACCAUGAAAUACAUCGAAGGUGUUCUAAUGUUCGUUGCUGGAAAUACCUCUCUUGCAAAAAUGAAACUUCAAGAGUGCUUAAAUAUCAGGAGAAGCUUGUUUGGCAAGAAAAACAUGCUGGUUGGAGAAGUUAUGGAAUUUUUAGCAGAUUUGCUAUUUUUUCCCCAGAGAGAUAGUAAAAAAUCCCAAAGGAAGCAAGUACUUAAAUAUUAUAAACAAGUGAUAAAAAUAAAGGAAAAUGCAGAAACUCUGGCCAAGUCCUCACUCCUCAGGAAGCAGCUGAACAUCAGCCUCAGUGAUACGUUGUGUAAAUUAGCAGGUCAGUUAUUGGCGAGUGACUCUUGUCACCACGUCAUGAUUGAGGCAGCAGGCUAUUUGUACAGAUCACUUGAUUUAAGGGUGAUCCACCUGGGAUCUUCUCAUUCAUCAAUCCAUGGAAUCCUGCACCUUCUGAGAGAAAUUGAGUGGAUCCGGAGCCAGAGAUGUUGGCCUCAAGGUAUGAGCCAGCAACAUUCUGAGGGUUCUAGGAAUGGCUUCUCAUUAUGGGAGCACUUGCUUAAAUUAAACUACCACAGUGCUCAGAGUUCUAAUACAGUGAGCUCUGCAAUGUGCAUGAAUGCAGAUAAAUUACACAGGGCUAGAAGAAUGGACUUGGCACCUCAGACAAUUUCAGAUAAAUCAAAAUGUGCUGCUGGAAAAGGGAAAAAGAAACCCAUUAUUUGCAUAUCUGCUGAGGAAAAGAUACAACGGAAGACACAAAAUCAUGCUGAAAUAUGGAAUGGCUCAGGAAAGGAAGCAUCAAAGAAAAAGAAAGACUAUUCCUCUAACAUUUUAUCUUUGGGUAAAAUGAAUGGUUUAAUAAAGCUUUCAAGGCAAAGAAUUUUGUUAGCUAAAAGUGAGAGUGGAGAAGGCAAAAUCACCGCCAAUUACCACCAUUCCCUGCCACGGCCUCUUAGCACAAAAAACCCUUGGGAAUAUAAGCUCAUAUCAGAAAAGUGGCUUUUUCAUAGCCCAGAUUAUAUUUCGAUAUCUCAGAAGUCUUUUUUGCAGAGAAGAUUUCACACUGAAACAAAACUGUUGAAGACCUCAAAUGAUAUUAAUAAAGAAUAAAAAUGU
Messenger RNA from Piliocolobus tephrosceles (Ugandan red Colobus), 4529 nucleotides. Its product is annotated as putative tetratricopeptide repeat protein 41. Gene Ontology annotation, cellular component: Cul4-RING E3 ubiquitin ligase complex. The transcript is spliced from 17 exons. Bases 537 to 4523 code for a protein of 1328 amino acids. Gene Ontology annotation, molecular function: protein binding. NCBI's taxonomy places the organism in Eukaryota, Metazoa, Chordata, Mammalia, Primates, Cercopithecidae. The record is from RefSeq and is a predicted model, not a curated record.